AUGAUCAUUGUGUUGCCUGCUGAGUGGCAUCGUACUAUAAAUAUGUGCGUAUGCUUGAUUGCACUUCAAAUGGGAAUCGGUUCAUAUGAUGAAAGUUAUAUUCGAUCUAGAGAAGCUUGGAAAUCCAAGACCAAACAUCUUCAGUUGAAAGAACGCAGAGCUUUGUCCAAACUGGAAGAGGCGAACAAUAAGAUUUUCACGUUACAAGCAGGACAACCGGUGGAAAUGCAGUUUGAAACGAAUCCCCAGUGGGUGGAAGCUAUCAGACUGAGGAUCUAUGACGAAUUGCAACAGAAGUUUGAGAGCGAAAUCGACCGGGCUCAUUCGUGCAUACUGAGCGCACAGGAGGAGAACAAGCGACUAAAUGAAGAAAUUACGACACUGCAAUCGCGAAUGGAAUUGACAAAGUCUGAUGCUCAGGCAGCUUUAUCACAGCAGAAAAUUUUGUACGAAGCUGAGAUAUCCAACUUGCGCCAAAUAAAGGAGGAUCUACUGUCUCGCAAUCGAUGUCUGUCGAACAAUGAACUGGACCGAACCAAAGACGAGUGCAAACAGAACGCUCAAUUGCAUACCAGAUGUCAAUUGUUGACGGAAGAAGUUGAAGAGUUACAAAAGCAGUUGGACGCACAGAAGAAGAAGUUUCUGACCGGUAAUGAGGAUCUUCUGAAAAAUGUCACUGAUUUGAAACUACAAAAUUGUGAACUAGAGGCUGAGCGUGCAAACGUAAACAGACAGCUGUCUCUGUUGAGACAAGAAGUGGAACAACUGCGUUCCGAGUUGAAUGUGGAAAGACAAAGAGCGUCAGAUGCCGCACAAGCGAAUACGGAAGCUGAGUACAAACUAUCCCAACUGACACAACGCACACGCGGAGAACUGACCAAUUUACGUCUCGAGGCACAAGAACAACGAGUAGCGAUAGAGAAGCAACGCGAUCAAUUUGCCUCAAAAGCUCAAGAACUGGAGCACCAACUGGAAAUUAUGUCGACUCGGUGCCAACAAGUGGAAGCGGAUGCUAAAGCACAAGUGCUGGCCUCAGCAGAAAAAGAAGCCACGGUACGAGAUCAGUGGAUCCGAGAGAAAGCCAAAUUGGAAGCGCGCUGUCACGAGCUUUCAAAUCGUCUACGGGCCACUCACUUACCAACUUCGGGCGAAAACCAUGAUAAUCAGACAGAGAUCAGCUCGAAAAACACGGAUAUUCAACAACUGGAAAUCGAUCGAUUAAAUCAGAAAUUGAUUCAUGAGGAAACACGCAAUAUACAAUUGGAGCAGCUCCUUCAACAAAAGGUAGUUCUCUCGGCAUUUGUCGUGAUGUAA
Messenger RNA from Echinostoma caproni, 1314 nucleotides. The record is from the annotation of a GenBank genome assembly. NCBI's taxonomy places the organism in Eukaryota, Metazoa, Platyhelminthes, Trematoda, Plagiorchiida, Echinostomatidae.